UUUCUGUUACUAUAAGGGCUGUAAUAAAAAAUCAAUAAUUUGCAGCUUGUUUAUGAAUGGGCUGGGCCAACCGGUUGUGGAGGGGGAAGAACAUGAAUGAAUGAGAUUUGGAACUUGGAAUGCCAGGUGUUCUUAUAGGUCACACUUUUUGGAAGUAUUGUUAAGAGAAUUUGCAAAAUCUGCCCUGUCGUGCAGGACCACAGACGACCCAUUCUCGUGUAAAUGAAGAGCAAAAUAAGAAGUGUCUAAUUCAAAUCAGCCGAUAUCGUUUUUCACUUGUCAUUUCUGGUCUUACAAAAAUAUUACAGCGUGUCAAUGAAAUGUUUCUCUUCGUAGUGUCAGGAUCACGACCUCUCGGACCUGAUAUGGAAUACAACUGCUAUGAGUCAUUGCUCAUAGUUUUGGACACUUUAGAGAAAUGUCUCAGCAACCAACCCAAAGACACUGCACGAUUUGAAGAAGCGAUGAAUGUUAAACUCUUGUUGCGGGAGAUUUGUCAGUUCAUUGAUGUUCAAAAUGAUAAUCCAACAGUACUGCAAUUAAAAAACUUGGCAUGUAAAGUUUUGUUUGCAUUAAGCUUGAAUUUCUUCAAUGCAGUCUUUAAUAGAAUAUCAGCAAGGUUACAAGAGCUGAGCACAUGCAAUGAAGAAAAUCCAGACUACAGUGAUAUUGAAUUGAUUCAGUAUAUUAAUGUGGAUGUAAACAGACUGACUCGAUUACUAAAUGAAUCUAUUCAGAAAUUUAGAUUAUUGAAGAAAUCUGCACAUUUGGUGCUUAUGACUUCAUUGGAGAAGGCUGUCUGGAACUGGAUGGAUACAUAUCCUCAUGAAUUUGCAGAUCUACAGAAAAAGCAUAACGAGGAGUUAGCCAAGUGCUGUGAGGGUCUGUUUGACAUCUUGGACAGCUUCGCUGAUAACAAGAAGGGCAGAGCUGCAGUGUGGUCACUUCAGAUAAUGCUGCUUGUUCUCUCACCUAAAGUUCUGGAGGAGAUAGUGAAUGCAGAUUCUGGGGCACCUUGUUCGCCACGUCACUCUAAGAAGAAGCAGUUCAUUGACUCCGUAAAACGAGCCAUAGGUCAGCAUGGAAAUAGUAAACAACUGACGGAAGCAGCUGCUGUUACCUGUGUCAAACUGUGUAAAGCUUCUACCUACAUCAACAUCCUGGAUUCCAACAAUGUAGCUUUCACCUUGGUACAGAACAUUAUUAAUGAACUGAAGAAUCUGCUCUUUAGUCCAAGUAAACCAUUUUCCCGUGGACAAAAUUACGUUGUACAUGACAUUGAUUUAAUGAUUGACUGCUUUGUGUCAUGUUUCCGCAUCAAACCUCAUAACAACGAAGCACUCAAAGUGUGUCUCAACCCCAACUCUGCAUUUCUAUACCAUUAUGUCCUCAUCAGUUCUUUGUACAGAAUUAUAACACAACCUCGAUUACCAUGGUGGCCUCAGAUUGAUUUGGUUUACAACAAAUCCAGUGAUCUCAGGUCGAUGUUCACUGAUACAUUAAACAAGGUAUCCCAAGGCUGCAUUACUCAUACUGCACUGCGUAUGAUUCCGUCAUUUACAUUGAAAGGUAAAGAGUCUGCUUCAAAGCUCAAAGAGAAAGGUGAUGAAGUCCCAGUUAUUAAAAACCUGUUACUUUUGAUGGUUCGUCUCAUCCAUGCAGACCCAAUGUUAAUGCUUAAUAACCAAGGCAAGGCUGGCCAUGAGAUUCAGAGCUCCACACUGGAAUUGAUUAAUGGGUUGGUAAGUUUAGUUCAUCAACCCACAAUGCCUGAUGUUGCACAGGAAGCCAUGGAAGCUCUUUUAGUGCUUCACAACCCGGAGAAGAUUGAAGUUUGGAACCCUGAAGCACCCAUCAAUACUUUUUGGGAUGUUAAUUCACAAGUGUUAUUCUCCAUUUCCCAGAAACUUAUUCAACACCAAAUAAUGAAUUAUACAGACAUCCUGAAGUGGCUUCGUGAUAUUCUUAUGUGCAGAAAUGCUUUCCUCCUGCGUCACAAAGACUAUGCAAAUGUAGGGAGUCAGAUUCCUAUUUGCAAGCAAGCACAUAUAAAGCUAGAGGUUGUCUUCUUCAUGUACCUUUGGAGCAUAGACAUUGAGGCAGUAUUGGUAGCCAUGUCAUGUUUUAGUCUGCUAUGUGAGGAAGCAGACAUCCGUUGUGGCUCUGAUGAAGUAACUGUAACAUAUUUACUUCCAAACUAUCAUCUGUACCAAGAACUAGCCCAGGCUUCAACAAUUCUUACUACAGCCAGCGAGGAGUCAAGAAUUUGUUACCGUGAAUAUAAUCAUGGCCGUGCAGCUUUGCAGAAGCGAAUAAUGGCUUUGUUACGCAAGAUUGAGCACUGUGUAAAUGGAAUUCAGCCAGCUUGGGAAGAAACAUUUCGCAACUGGGAGGCAUCUACAAAAAUGCUGACAUCAUAUCCCAAAACUAAAAUAGAAGAUGGUCAAGUGGAAUCAUUCCAUCGUUCUGUAGGCAAACGGCGGGCUUCCCAUCAGAACUCAGAACAUGAACUUGAGGAUCAGAUCAAUGAAUGGGCCAAUAUGACUGGUUUUCUGUGUGCACUUGGAGGCGUAUGUUUGCAGCGUAAAUCUCCAUCAAGACCAUCUGCAGGUUUGGGCUUACUUCCUGUGCCAAGUCUGGAAUCUCGAAAAUUGGCCAACUCUAGUCAGGAUGUACAGUAUUGCCCUGUUACGCAGUUUGUGGGGCAUUUACUACGAUUACUUGUAUGCAACAAUGAAAAAUUUGGUGCUCAGAUCCAGAAACAUGUAAAGGAAUUAGUGGGCCAUGAGAUGUCCCCUGCUCUCUAUCCGAUUCUUUUUGACCAGAUAAAAGCCAUUGUUGAGAAAUUCUUUGAUCAACAAGGACAGGUGAUUGUGUCUGACAUCAACACACAGUUUAUUGAGCACAUUAUAUUCAUCAUGAAGAAUGUGCUGGACAGUAAAACAGACCAGCCAUCAGAACAUCUUGGUGUUACCAGUAUAGAAGGGAUGAUGUUGGCUAUUGUCAGGUAUGUCCGUUAUCUUGAUAUGACUGUACAUGCUAUCCAUAUCAAGACGAAGCUUUGUCAGUUAGUGGAAGCCAUGAUGAAACGGCGGGAUGAUCUUGCUUUCCGUCAAGAGAUGAAGUUCCGCAACAAGUUGGUGGAGUAUUUGACAGACUGGGUGAUGGGAACAUCACAUCAGAUAGCACCUCCAGGGUGCGGAGAUGUUACUGUCAUUACCAGAGAUUUGGACCAGGCAUGCAUGGAAGCAGUUGCUGCUUUGCUCAGAGGAUUACCAUUACAGCCCGAAGAGUCUGAUCGUGGUGACCUUAUGGAAGCAAAGAGCCAACUUUUUCUGAAGUAUUUUACAUUGUUCAUGAAUCUACUAAAUGACUGCAGUGAUGCACAGGAUGUAGAAAAGGAGGUGAGCCGACAGCGUGUGGCUGUAGGAAAAUUGAAUACUCUUCGCAAUGCAACAAUACAGGCCAUGUCAAAUUUGCUAUCAGCCAACAUUGACAGUGGUCUUAUGCAUUCUAUAGAUUUGGGCUACAACCGUGAUCUGCAGACUCGUGCAGCAUUCAUGGAGGUGUUGACAAAAAUUCUUCAACAAGGAACAGAGUUUGACACACUGGCUGAGACUGUUUUAGCAGAUAGGUUCGAACAGCUGGUGCAGUUGGCAACUAUGAUCAGUGACAAAGGUGAACUACCAAUUGCAAUGGCCCUUGCCAAUGUUGUCACUACAUCACAAAUGGAUGAGUUGGCCAGAGUAUUUGUAACGCUGUUUGAUGCCAAGCAUUUAUUGUCUCCACUUCUGUGGAACAUGUUCUACAGAGAAGUUGAAGUCUCUGAUUGUAUGCAGACUCUGUUUCGAGGAAAUUCAUUAGGCAGCAAAAUUAUGGCAUUUUGUUUCAAGAUCUAUGGUGCUAGUUACCUACAAAGUUUAUUGGAACCCUUGAUCAGACCGUUACUUGAAGAGGCCAGUCAGAGCUUUGAAGUUGAUCCUGCGAGGUUGGAUCCGAGUGAAGACAUAGAAGAAAACAGAAGGAACUUGGUAGCACUUACGCAGAAGGUGUUCGAUGCCAUUAUAUCAUCUGCAGAUAAAUUCCCCCCACAGUUACGGAGUAUGUGCCACUGUCUGUACCAGGUGCUCAGUAAAAGAUUUCCACAGUUCCCUCAAAAUAAUAUAGGAGCAGUUGGGACUGUCAUCUUUCUCCGAUUUAUCAAUCCAGCAAUAGUGUCGCCACAGGAGAUGGGAAUUGUAAGUAAGCAGGUACCUCCUCCUGUAAAACGAGGCCUGAUGCUCAUGUCCAAGAUCUUGCAAAACAUUGCAAACCAUGUUGAAUUCAGCAAAGAACAACAUAUGCUGCCAUUCAAUGAUUUUCUGCGUGCACAUUUUGAGACUGGUAGAAGGUUCUUUAUCCAGAUAGCUUCUGAUUGUGAAACUGUUGAUCAGGCUUCACACUCAAUGUCAUUUAUCAGUGACGCUAACAUCUUAGCAUUGCAUCGUUUGCUCUGGAAUCACCAAGAGAGAAUUGGUGAUUACUUAUCCAGUAGUCGUGAUCAUAAAGCUGUAGGACGGCGACCUUUCGAUAAGAUGGCAACAUUGUUGGCAUAUUUGGGUCCUCCUGAGCACAAACCUGUAGAUUCUCAUCUGCUGUUUUCAUCCUAUGCCAGGUGGAGUUCCAUAGACAUGUCAAGUACCAACUUCGAAGAAAUCAUGGUAAAACACAACAUGCAUGAGAAGGAGGAAUUUAAGUCAAUCAAAUCCCUAAACAUUUUCUAUCAAGCUGGAACCAGCAAGGCUGGGCAUCCUGUCUUCUACUACAUAGCUCGUCGAUAUAAUUUUUCCUGUGACAGAAUUGGUGAAACCAAUGGAGAUCUGUUGAUUUACCACGUGAUUUUAACUCUCAAGCCAUUCUGCCAUUCACCAUUUGAACUUGUUGUGGACUUUACGCAUGCAUGUUCGGACAAUCGAUUCAGGACAGAGUUCUUACAGAAGUGGUUCUAUGUCUUGCCUGAAGUAGCAUAUGAAAACAUCCAUGCAGCUUACUUAUACAACUGUAACAAUUGGGUUCGGGAAUAUACCAAGUUCCAUGAUCGUUUACUGGCACCAAUUAAGGGAAAUCGUAAACUUGUCUUCAUUGAAGCUCCAGCACGCCUGAAUGAUUUCAUUGAUCUGGAUCAGCAGAAGUUACCUGGAGCAACACUGUCUCUUGAUGAAGAUCUUAAAGUUUUCAAUAAUGCACUUAAAUUAUCUCACAAGGACACUAAAGGAUCCAUUAAGGUUGGUCCAACUGCCAUUCAGAUAACUUCAUCUGAGAAGACUAAAGUGUUGUCUCAUUCAGUUCUUCUGAAUGAUGUUUAUUAUGCAUCAGAGAUUGAGGAAGUUUGCUUGGUAGAUGACAACCAGUUUACAUUAACAAUAGCUAAUGAAGCGGGACCAUUAUCAUUUAUUCACAAUGAUUGUGAUAACAUUGUGCAAGCCAUCAUACACAUCCGGAAUCGAUGGGAACUUUCACAGCCAGACUCGGUGACAGUUCACCAGAAGAUUCGACCCAAGGAUGUCCCAGGAACAUUACUCAAUAUGGCACUAUUGAAUUUGGGAUCUCCAGACCCAAAUCUUAGAACAGCAGCCUACAACCAACUCUGUGCUCUUACUGCAACAUUUGAUUUAAAAAUUGAGGGCCAAUUACUUGAGACAUCAGGUAUAUGUAUUCCAUCAAACAACACACUGUUCAUCAAAUCUGUAAGUGAAAAGCUUGCAACAAAUGAACCCCAUCUCACUCUUGAGUUUUUAGAAGAGUGCAUCCAGGGGUUCAGAGUUUCCAAUAUUGAGCUCAAACACUUGUGCCUUGAAUAUAUGACACCAUGGUUAGCAAACCUAGUCAGGUUCUGUAAACCUUCAGAUGAAAGUAAACGCCAACAGAAAGUGGCACAAAUUUUGGAGAAACUUAUAAUUUUGACCAUUGAAGAGGUGGAGAUGUAUCCAUCUAUACAGGCUAAGAUAUGGGGAUCCAUUGGUCAGGUACCUGAACUUAUUGAUAUGGUAUUGGACAGUUUUAUACAUCGUUCAGUGACAAGUGGGCUUGGCUCACCCAUGGUGGAAAUCAUGGCAGAUACUGCUGUUGCUUUGGCUUCAGCCAAUGUUCAUCUUGUAGCUAAGAAAGUGAUUGGAAGACUGUGUCGGGUAUUUGACAAAACUUGUACCUCUCCUACACCAUUGCUAGAACAACAUAUGAUGUGGGAUGACAUAGCAAUACUUGCACGCUACCUCCUAAUGUUAUCUUUCAACAAUUGCUUAGAUGUGGCACGCCAUCUGCCAUAUUUAUUCCAUGCUGUUACCAUCCUUGUGUGUUCAGGGUCUUUGAGUAUGAGAGCUGCAACUCAUGGCCUGGUUAUAAACAUAAUUCACUCUCUGUGUACCUGCACCAAGCCUUCUUUUAGCGAGGAAACUCAGAGAGUUUUACGACUUAGUUUAGAUGAAUUUUCCCUGCCCAAGUUUUAUCUGCUUUUUGGAAUCAGCAAGGUAAAGUCAGCUGCAGUCACAGCAUUUAGAUCAAGCUACCGACAUCCAAAUGAACGCUGGUAUGGACAAGAACGAAGUUCAUCGGGAACAAACAACUCUGAACGCGAGCAGCUGUCGCUCACAUCUCUAGAAGUCAUCACUGAUGCACUGCUAGAAAUUAUGGAGGCAUGUAUGCGAGACAUUCCUAAUUGUGAGUGGUUACAGACCUGGACAGCUUUGGCAAAGAGUUUUGCAUUUUGCUACAAUCCUGCACUCCAACCACGGGCUCUUAUUGUAUUUGGCUGCAUCAGUAAGAGUGUCACAGAUCAGGAUAUAAAGCAAAUCCUCAGGAUACUUGUUAAAGCAUUGGAGAGCUUCAAUGACAUCAUUCUGUUAGAGGCAUUGGUUGUGUGCCUCACACGAUUGCAGCCUUUGCUGAGACCAGAAUCACCAAUACAUCAUGCUCUGUUUUGGGUUGGGGUCUCAGUUCUCCAGCUUGAUGAAAUAUCACUUUAUGCUUCUGGGUUGGCGCUGUUGGAACAAAAUCUACAUACACUUGAUUCUCAAGGGACCUUUGAGGAAAAGACCCUGGGACAAGUGAUGAUGGCAACUAGAGAACCUUUGGAGUGGCAUUUCAAACAACUUGACCAUUCUGUAGGACUGAGCUUCAAAUCAAAUUUCCAUUUUGCGUUGGUUGGACAUUUAUUGAAAGGUUUCCGCCAUCCAACUCCAACCACUGUUUCCCGUACAACAAGGAUUUUAACAAUGCUGCUUGGCAUCAUAGCUAAACCACACAAACGAGAUAAAUUUGAAGUGACACCAGAGAGUGUGGCAUACUUAGCAGCAUUGGUGUCUGUAUCAGAGGAAGUGAGAAGUCGUUGUCAUGUGAAACAUUCAUUAGCAAGAAUGAUACCAGAGUCAAGUUCUGGUGAGAACUUUGCUGUUGACAAUCACCUUAGUCUUAUGCCACAUCCCCCUGCUGCUAGUGUUUCACCUGCUAUGCAUGCAGUGUCAACAUCAAGUCCUUCCCAACGAAGUGAAAUUAAUAAUGGACAGUGUAAUCACCAGCUGCAGCAGCACGGAAGUGGUGCAGGUACCCCAACCAAUAGGAGACAGAAGUCAUGGGAUCUUUUGGACCAAACGGCGAUAGCACAGGCAAGACAACAAAAGCAGCAUGCUCAGCAGCAAACUCAGCAUCAGUCGAGUGCACGAGUUCUCUUCCGAACGCAGCGUUCAUUCUCCGUUCCAACAACCAAAGAGCCCAAGUCGGGUGAUGAGUCAGAUGUGAAGGAUCGUAGUACCCGAGUGUCAGUGUCUAAUGAAAAUAAUGUUCUCCUGGAUCCUGAUGUGCUGACUGAUUUCUCAACACAAGCAUUAGUACUUACUGUGCUUGCCACAUUGGUAAAAUACUCGACUGAUGAAAGUGAGACACGUAUCCUGUAUCAGUAUCUGGCAGAAGCGUCUGUUGUGUUCCCUAAGGUGUUUCCUGUGAUUCAUAAUCUCCUGGAUGCCAAGAUAAACAGUGUGGUCUCAGGAUGCCAUGACCCUGUAAUCUUGAACGCUGUCCAGGGCAUAAUACAGAACAUGAUUGCUAGUGAAGACACAAGCCAGCAACAGCUUCAUUACUUGCAGAGCUGUGGAUUUGGAGGUCUCUGGAGGUUUGCAGGUCCUUUCACUAAGAGUAACUGCACAGCGGAAAGUGCAGAGCUUUUUGUCAACUGCUUGGAAGCCAUGGUGGAAACGUGCUUACCUGUUGAGGAUGGGGAACUGGAACUCGCCCCAUAUCCUUCUAUGUUGAGUGUUUUGUCAAGCCACAUGAACCUUUGCUCAUCAAUGUCCAGCCUUACUUUAGGAUCUCCUACUGAAAAAGAGCCAGCGCUUGAUGUAGGUAGCUGCUCAGAUGCCUCAGCAUCUUCGUUAGGAAGAUCUCCAUUCACUAAGCAACGAAGUUUCAAAUGUAUGGGUAAGACCAGCAGCAAGUCUUCAGGCAGUGGAGCAAAAGGGACAAAGUGAGAUGAGUUGCAGAUGCUACACCAUACAUGAAAUGAACAGCAGAAAAACUUAGUGAACUACCCUAAACUGAUACAUGGAUGCCUUGGAUGAGGAAAUUUGGCAUCAAGAAACACUGCAUCAAUGGCGACGUAGUAGCAGUGACAGCAAGACUCAGAGGAGGAGGAGUUCAUCAGUAAUGGGCAUACCAACCCAUCACUUCCAAUGCCUGCACUACUGCUGUCUGGAACCACACUAAAUGGAUGUGCCUCCCCUCCUGCGUUACACACACUCACACACUGCUCACUAUGCUGGUGACUUAUACAAGUUACAGUGAAACCUCGAUGCAUCGUUUUCGGCGGGGGUGGGAAAUAAAAACGAUGAAUGCGGGAAAACGAUAGAUGCGGGAAAGCAUUAAAAAUUUUAA
This is a messenger RNA of Zootermopsis nevadensis, 8901 nucleotides long. The record is from RefSeq and is a predicted model, not a curated record. Lineage: Eukaryota; Metazoa; Arthropoda; Insecta; Blattodea; Termopsidae.